UCUGCUGUCAUGGCCGACGAGCUUGUAGCCAAGGAGUCCCAAAUACAGCCUUCCAGCGCCUCGCUCAAUGAUGAGGAGCUUCUCGCGCGGCUGGGCUACAAGCAGGAGUUCAAACGCGACUUCUCCAGACUCGAGCUGUUUGGCCUCUCGUUUACUAUAGUCGGUGUUGUGCAGUCUAUUGCAGCCGUCCUUCUAUUCUCCCUGCCCUAUGGCGGUCUAGUUGGCAUGGUCUGGGGCUGGUUCACCUGCUGCUGCUUCCUGAUCGUCGUGGGGCUGGCAAUGGCCGAGUUGGGCUCGGCGGCGCCCACCGCCGGAGGCUUAUAUUAUUGGACCUUCACUUUUUGUUCCCCAAAAUACCGGAACUUGUUCUCGUGGCUCAUUGGUUAUGUUAACACCGCUGCGUACAUCGCCGGUAUGGCUAGCGUAGACUGGGGAGUGGCCACUCAAGUGAUGUCUGCCGCGAACAUCGGCACCGACGGGGCAUUCGUCGCGACUACUGGCCAGCUCUAUGGCGUCUUCUGCGCGCUUGUCGUCUCACAUGCCAUCAUGGCAAGUCUCGCAACGAAAAUCAUCGCCCGGCUCCAGUGGUUCUACGUCUUCCUUAAUAUUGCUCUAUUCCUUGUCGUAAUCAUCGCCCUGCCGGCGACCACCCCGAAAGAGCUACACAACUCUAAGGCGUUUGCAUUUGGGCAUUUCGAAAAUACUUCUGGCUGGCCGGAUGGCUAUGCAUUCAUUUUGAGCUUCCUGGCGCCGGCGUGGACUGUUGGCGAGUUGGACGAUAUAGCGGGUUUUGACACCAGUGUCCACAUCAGCGAGGAGGCGAAGAAUGCGCCGCGGGCAGUACCAUUCGCCAUCAUGUCUGCGACAGUUCUGAGCUCCGUGCUUGGUUGGAUUGUAACCAUAGUUCUUGCGUUCUACAUGGGCAAUGACCUGGACUCCGUGACUGGGAAUCCUAUUGGGCAGCCUAUGGCUACGAUCUUCUUCAACAGUGUAGGCAAAGAAGGCACCCUUGCCAUCUGGGCGUUCAUGAUCAUCACUCUCUGGAUGACAGGCAUGGACUAUCUCAUCGCGGGCUCGCGCCAACUCUUUGCCUUCUCGCGCGACGGCGGGCUCCCUCUGUCCAAGCUGCUCUACAACAUCAACUCGCGAACCAAGACGCCCGUCCAUGCUGUCAUAUUUUUGGCUUUCAUGACCUUGCUCUUGGGAUUGUUAGCCUUCGCAGGGCCCCUCGCCAUCACGGCCGUGUUCACGAUGUCAAUCGUCUGCCAGUACAUUGGCUUUACCACACCCAUUGUUGCUCGAUGGGUCGGUGGGCAGAAGUUCAUUCCAGGCCCUUUCAACCUCGGUCUCUUGAGCGCACCGAUAUCGUUCGUCGCCUCGGCGUACAUGAUUUUCAUGAUAAUCGUGUUCCUCUUCCCACCGAUUCCGGGGGCCACCUCGCAAAGCAUGAACUAUACCGUUGUUGUCGUAGGCGGAAUUCUCCUCCUCGCGGUGGGGUAUUACUUCUUCCCGAAGUAUGGUGGGCGGUACUGGUUCACGGGUCCGCUCGAGACGAUUUCCCACGCUGCCCCGUCCAACUCGUCGAUGAUCGAGGACGAGAAAGCAAGUCGCAAAGACACCACCAGCUCUUCGGGAUAA
Molecule: messenger RNA, 1638 nt
Organism: Mycena indigotica
Lineage: Eukaryota; Fungi; Basidiomycota; Agaricomycetes; Agaricales; Mycenaceae
Product: GABA permease
Exons: 15
Coding region: 10-1638 (542 amino acids)
Biological process (GO): transmembrane transport
Cellular component (GO): membrane
Molecular function (GO): transmembrane transporter activity
Source: RefSeq, a predicted model, not a curated record